Marchantia polymorpha subsp. ruderalis is the source of this 3139-nucleotide messenger RNA. The record is from the annotation of a GenBank genome assembly. Lineage: Eukaryota; Viridiplantae; Streptophyta; Marchantiopsida; Marchantiales; Marchantiaceae.
GGCAGUGGCAUCUGCGGCCAGCCAGCUAGCGAGCGCGGCCGCCAGCUAGCGGUAGCAGCCGCGGCAGACGCCGAAGCAUUAGAACAGUCGCACAGUGGUGCGCACUCUCGCUCUCGCUCUCGCCUCAACAUCAUUCUUGCUUGCUUUCUUACAGCGGCACAUUUCUGUCAAUCUGAUUGCGAGCCUAGUCCUCCGGCCCAGCUCCCAGACACAACACAAACUGCCUCAGUUUAGACCGUGUCCUGCGUCCUACUUUUUUGUUCCGUUUCGGUACCUGCCCGGCCCUCGGGGGCAGCCUGCCCAUCGUCGCUUGCCUUCUUUGUUCCGUGGCAGUGCAUUGCUUGCAGUGCAGCAGCAGCACCAGCCCCAGCCAACUCGCUCGCUCGCAAGCACAGCAGCACAGCUCAGCUCAGCUCAGCUCAGCUCACUUCACUUCACUUCACUUCACUUCACUCACUCUCUCUUUCCACUGCACUACUUUCGCACUCGGGUUCGAGAUAGUCUUCUGGAGUGCGCCUUCAGUGGCACCCCUCUUUCUGCUGUCUGUCUGUGUCUGACUGACUACUGCCUGACUCGACUCGACUCAUUCACUCACUCACCAGUCACCACUCACUCACUCAUUCACUCACUCACUCGACUCUACUCUACUCUACUCGCUCGUUCGCCCCCGCCCGCCCCCUUCUGUUUCUCUCUUACCUCGUCAAGCUCUCCUCUCUCUCUAUCUCUCUCUCUUCUCUCGAUAUCUGUCAUCAAUCCAUCAAUCAAUCCUCGUACCCACGACCUUUCCUGUUGCCUAGCCUCGUAUCGCGAAGCACCCGUCUCCACCUUUUGUGUCCACGCUGACCCUUCCUUCCUUCCCUUUUUUACACUUGCUUGGCCGUGUGCAUUUGCCGCCUCUGGCUCGCAGCAACACUCGAACCAGAAAUUUUGCUACUUGCUACUUAUCACACGAAGACCCUUCGUUCUGCCUGAAACAAACAGCUUCUCUAGAAACUUCAAAUCAUCUUCCCAUUUUCUACUUUAUAGUUUUACUCUCUCCCUCUCCGUCCCUCUCUUUCUUUCUCUCCCUGUGUCUCCCUCUCUCUCUUCUCUCCCUCAACGCUCAAUUUGAAUAACACCGCGCAGUCUUCUGCUGCUCUCGUAGCUUCAUUCGUGUCCAAGUCGAAUCCAGUCGCAUCACGCACAUCGCCUCUCUCUUGCUGUUCUGAAAGGAGCUGCGCAUUGCGUUCUGCGCAAGUUAGCCUCUGCUGGUCUACAACAUUACAUGUAGUGGGAUGGAGCUCUCAAGCACAUUCGCUGGUGCUUGUCCCGUCAUCAUGGGAGAGGCUUUCCACAUUGACGAUUUGUUGGACUUCUCCAACGAGGACAUUGCGGGGCCGAUAGGCGAGGGUUUACUUUCGAGUCUGGACUCAACAAUUACGGACGUCGAGACGAUCAGUACCACCGGCAGCCCCUCGUUGGCAGGGACCAAGCACAUUCUGGAUGGAGACGACGUUGUAGCCGGAGACCUCUGCGUGCCUUGUGACGAUUUAGCUGAGCUGGAGUGGCUAUCGAAAUUUGUCGAAGACUCGUUUUCCAUGGGGGAGGCAACGAGACCCGUGACGAGCUCAGGCGGUCUCACCGUCAGCACUGACGUGCAGAUUGAAUCAUAUACCAACAAAGACAGGGACCGAUUCCAGAGUGCGAGCCCCGUGUCCGUGUUAGAAAGCAGUGCUAGUUCGGAAAGAGCAAGUAAUCUUUAUCGAGAAUUGUCCGUGCCCGGCCGUGCACGCAGCAAGAGGGCUCGUACCGGCGGGCGCGGGUGGGGCACGACAGCCCGCAUACUUUCUUCGUCGAGCAAUUCGGGUUCCGGUUCGGGCUCGGGUUCAGGGUCCGGGAAUGAUACCGAAUCGUUGUCGUCGGACUCGAAUGCCAUGACCGGAGGCGGCAACUCUUCCUCUCAAACUCUCUCUGUCGACAGCCAAGCGACUCCUUCAGCGGCCAUGAUAGCACCGAAGGCUGUGUCUUCGAGUGCGAAGAAGCCUUGGAAAGCCAGCAAGAGUGGGAAGAAGGGGCAGGACGCUUCGCAACCGUGGCGGUGUAUGCAUUGCUCGACGCAGCGAACGCCCCAAUGGAGAGCAGGUCCAAUGGGUCCCAAGACUUUGUGUAAUGCGUGCGGAGUGCGCUACAAAUCCGGUAGGCUUUUGCCCGAGUACAGGCCGGCGGGAAGUCCCGGUUACAUCGGUCACAAGCACUCUAAUUCUCAUAAGAAGAUUCUGGAAAUGCGAAGGCAACGAGAACAGCAACAACAGUCGCAACCAUCAUCGAUGCUUUCGAGCUCGAGCUGUCAAGUGUCUCCGAACCACCUUUUAGAGCUCGAGGACCCCGACAUCUGCAAUUCGCAGAGUUAGACGACAUGGUCGUGAGAGUUCCAAAAAGACGGGAGAUUUUCACUUCUAGACAGCCAAGCCAAGCACAGCCCAGCCUAGCCCGCGAUAGUCAAAUUUAAUCAGUCCCCGACGGACGACGACGUGACGUUUCAGUCUGUUCGUUUUUAUUCAAAGCCAGCCAAUGUAUAUGUGAAGAAGGAGAAGAAGAAGAGGGAGAAGAGAUAUUAAACAAUUCUCAGUUGCGAGAGAGCCCCGGAGAAAGAGAAGAAGAAGAGGAGGAGACAGAAAGACAGACAGAAGUUCCCUUGAGGUUUCCCUGGAGUGGGAAAUCCAAUCAUUUUUUUUGCCUAGCUUCCGUUGAGAGGUGGGAAAGUUGGUGGCCAGUACAUUAGCUGGUUCGCUGGAUACGCAGCAGUUUAGACCCGACCCGACGCGACGAGACCCGACCCAAAACCAAGGAAGGAGGUCAGCCCAUGCCACCUGAUGUUAAAAUCUAGUGUUGUAAGUAUAGCAGUCACUCACUUGACCUUACACGGGCCCAGAUGAUGUAUUUUUGUAGAUUACACUUUUAGCUGCGUCCUUCGAAGAUUCAGUUCAGACCUGUUACUUAGCAGAGCGUGCUUACUGCCGGCGGGAUUCUUAACCAGAUUUGUCAGACACGUUAGUCAGUUUAUCAUCAUCCAUUACACAGUCCAAUCAGUUCGAUCUCACUUUGUUUCACAAUUCGUCUAUCAAUAAAAGUUAGCAAGAAACCAUCCCUUUGGUGAUGC